CUUUCCGCCCUUCCCAAUCACCUCUGCAGUGCAUAUGCAACAGAGAGAAGUACAGUUAGCAUAGGCGACAUGGUGGUGUGCAGACGAGCAAGCUUUCCAGCCACUCCACCGGCGGCUGCUGUGGCUUCACGGCCUCUCGGCCCACUGGCGCUCGCCCUCGCUCUCGCCGUCUUGUCGGCGAUGCCUCACGCCGCGCUCUCCCGGAGCAUGGCGCUGCCGCCGCUACCAAACUCGCCGCUGCAGAUGAACCUGACGUGCGAGGACGUCCCCUUUCCCUUCGGCGAAAGAUCAGGCGCCUCUCCCCCUCCCCCCGGGUUCGUGGUAACAUGCGGGCCAAACAACGAGGCCAUGCUCCAGAUCGGCGAGCAUAGGUACAUAAUCGACGAGGUGUCGGUGCCCGAAUCCUACAUCACCAUACUUGCAGGCCCCAUCAAACAGACAUGCUACGACCGCGGCGGCAGGCCGACGCAGACCACCGGAAUCGGCGCGAUGAACCUGGAAUCCACGCCCUUCUCCUUUUCCAAGCGCAACGCACUCGUCGCCACCGGCUGCAACUACAGGUUCGUCGCUUACUUCACGAACUCGUCGGGUGGUGAAUCUGGUGAUCCGCAACCAACGACUUGCGGAACCUGGUGCAACGGAAGCUCUGACAGCAUCAUCAACGGCUCGUGCAAUCUGGCCUGCUGCAAGGCCGACAUGCUGAUGGAUGGCGCGAAGGAAUUCACCUUGACGUUCAGCAGUUCAUGGCCAUCACGGCAUGUCUCCGGCGAGGAGGCCAGCACCUGCAGCGCCGUCUUCUUCCUCGACCAAGAAGAGCAAGUCUUCACCGGCGCCGGUAGUUCCAGGAAGAUGCCACUGAAAGAGGCGCUAGUACCGCCCGGUUACCGCAGGAUGGUCUUGGAUUGGGCGAUUCCGGGCAGCAACUGCGAGCAGAGUCUGCUCCUCGCGGCACAGUACCAGUGCGGCAGCAUGAGCACGUGCAUCGACGUGCCCGGCGGAGCGGGCUAUCGCUGCAGAUGCAACGCAGGGUACGACGGCAACCCAUACGAGCAAAACGGGUGCACAGAUAUCAACGAAUGCCGGGACGUCGGUAGCAACAACUGCAGCAGUUUGCCCAUCUGUCAUAACACUGACGGAGGUUAUACUUGCACCUGCCCCCGGGGCAUGGUUGGCGAUGGUUACAAGACAGGGACAGGCUGCAUCGAUCCGCCUUUGACACCCGGCAAAACUACCCAAAACCAACCUCAAGGCCAAGAUGUGUGCGCUCACCUGGAAAAGAAUCCUUGCAUGUACACGGAGUACUGCAAGGAUGGACAAGGAGUCACUACAUGUACUUGCCCGAAAGGCAUGAGCGGCGAUGGACAGAAAAAGGGAAGUGGCUGCAAAAGGCAAUUUCCUUUAGAUACUGCUUUGGGUGUAGGUCUUGCACUUAUGGUUGUACUAGGUACAACGUUGAUGUGCUACUACUGGACAAUGAAGAAAAGAAAGGUAGCAAAAGAGAGAGCUGAGUUAUUCAGGAAGAACGGAGGCUUGCUAUUGCAACAAAGAUUUUCGACAAUAACACCUCAAGGUGAGGACUCAUCAGCGAAGAUAUUUAGUGCCGAAGAACUCAAAAAUGCCACUGACAACUAUAAUGAGAGUCGGAUCCUUGGUCGCGGAGGAAGUGGUAUGGUUUACAAGGGUGUUCUUCCGAAUAAUACCAUGGUUGCCAUAAAGAAGUCCAUCGUGUUUGAUGAAAGCCAGGUGGAGCAAUUUGUCAAUGAGAUUACCAUUUUAUCACAAAUAGAUCACCCAAAUGUUGUCAAGCUCUUGGGGUGCUGUCUAGAGACAAAAGUUCCACUGUUAGUUUAUGAGUUCAUACCUAACGGAACACUCUUCCAGCGCAUCCACAGCAGGAGCACUUUAACAUGGGAAGAUUGCUUGAGGAUAGCUGCAGAAACAGCAGAAGCACUAGCCUAUCUACACUCUACAUCUACACCGAUCAUUCAUAGAGACAUUAAGUCAAGCAACAUACUGUUGGAUGAAAAUUUGGUGGCUAAAAUAUCAGACUUUGGUGCAUCAAGAUCAAUCCCAUUGAAUCACACCCAUGUGACAACUCUAAUUCAAGGAACAAUUGGCUAUCUCGAUCCUGAAUAUUUCCAAAGCAGCCAGCUCACAGAGAAGAGUGACGUUUACAGCUUUGGAGUAGUUCUUGCAGAGCUGUUGACAAGACAAAGGCCUAUAUCUGUAGGUAGUCCAGAGGAAUCCUGUAACUUAGCUAUGUAUAUUGUGAUUUUAUUUAAUGAAAGGCGUCUACUACAGGAGAUAGAGCCACGCAUUUUGGCAGAAGCAGGUGAAGAGCAGAUAUACGCUGUUGCACAACUCUCAGUCAGAUGCUUAAAUUCGACGGGAGAAGAACGACCAGUUAUGGGAGAAGUAGCUUCAGUUUUGCGUAGGCUAAGAGAGUCAUUUGCCAAGGAGCAAACUGUCAGAAGAAACGAUGAGUCCGUACAGAUAAUUAAUGAACAAGAGAGUGCACAUAGUGAGCCAAAACCUACUUCCAGCCUGCAGUCUUCAGAAGAAACUACUAUGCGGUACAGCUUGCCAGCUGAAAUACUAGCUUCUUCUCAUUUGGCAAGAUGAUGUUCUAAUUAUAAUAUUAAAAUGAGAUGCUUGACAUUAUCUAAAAAAAGAGAUGCUUCAGUUGACAAAAUCCAACAUUCUGCAAUUUUAAAGGAACUCUGCAGAUGUUCAAUUCCUUGAUUGUUUCGGUCAACAAUAUCAGCUUGGAUGUCCUUUGAUCUAAAAAGGAAGGCAGAUCCAAACUGGCAGUCCUAGUCCUGUGAAUGUUGUUUACCCCUUAAAUUUGAUUCGAGCAAAGGCUUCCUAUGUCCUAAAGAUAUGUGGAAACAGGUGAGUGCCCAGCACCAUGGGGCAAAUCAGCCAACUUCAUGUCAAAUGGUAGCAGCUAUUACCCGGUU
Messenger RNA from Oryza brachyantha (malo sina), 2960 nucleotides. RefSeq names its product wall-associated receptor kinase-like 1. The transcript is spliced from 5 exons. Lineage: Eukaryota; Viridiplantae; Streptophyta; Magnoliopsida; Poales; Poaceae. The record is from RefSeq and is a predicted model, not a curated record. Gene Ontology annotation, biological process: protein phosphorylation; cell surface receptor signaling pathway. Gene Ontology annotation, molecular function: calcium ion binding; ATP binding; protein serine/threonine kinase activity. Bases 70 to 2622 code for a protein of 850 amino acids. Gene Ontology annotation, cellular component: plasma membrane.